CGUGGUGCCAGCGAGUUGACGUAUACCUACACGACCGGCUCCUCUAUCCACGUGUUUCUGUAACUGUCACGUUAGAGUGAAGAUGAAGCUCCUGCGAGUGUUCCUGGUGGCGGCGCUGACGGUGUCAUCGUCGAUGGUGCAGGGAGAUAAGCUUCCCGGCGGAGGGCACAGUAGCGGCGGCAGUGGCAACAGACUUGGACAAAGUUCACGGACACCAUCACAAAGCUACGGACUUCCUCAGCAGGGUUCCUCAUCUGGGUCCUACAACCAAGGGGGCGGUGGGUCAGGCUCGGUGGGGAGGUCAUCCAGUUCAUAUAGUUCUAAUUCUUUUGGGGAAGGAGAGAGUGUCAGCCCCCCCAGUCAAUCAUAUAGUGCUCCUCAACCCUCAACCUCACCCAGCCAGGCCUACGGCGCCCCUUCACAGACUCAAACACCAUCAAUUAGUCAGACUUAUGGACCACCUCAGACAGGCCAGACCCAGACCGUAAGUCAGACAUAUGGUACUCCCCAACAGACACAGACUCCUUCCCAGACAUAUGGCGCCCCUCAGUCCUCCAGCAGGAAUCAGGGUGUCCGACAACAGCCAUCCCAGAGCUACGGAACACCACAACAGCAGCAACAGGCGCCCUCACAAAGCUAUGGAACUCCACAACAACAGUUACAGGUUCCUUCACAAACUUAUGGAGCACCGCAACAGGCGCCUUCACAAACAUACGGAGCACCACAACAGCAGCAACAGGCGCCUUCACAAACAUACGGAGCACCACAACAGCAACAGCAGGCGCCCUCACAAACAUACGGAACACCACAAGAGCAGCAACAGGCGCCCUCACAAACAUACGGAACACCACAACAGCAGCAACAGGCGCCCUCACAAAGCUAUGGAGCUCCACAACAACAGUUACAAGUUCCUUCACAAACUUAUGGAGCACCACAACAGCAACAGGCGCCCUCACAAACAUACGGAGCACCACAACAGCAGCAACAGGCGCCCUCACAAACAUACGGAGCACCACAACAGCAGCAACAGGCGCCCUCACAAAGCUACGGAGCACCACAACAGCAGCAACAGGCGCCCUCACAAACAUACGGAGCACCACAACAGCAGCAACAGGCGCCCUCACAAACAUACGGAGCACCACAACAGCAGCAACAGGCGCCCUCACAAACAUACGGAGCACCACAACAGCAGCAACAGGCGCCCUCACAAACAUACGGAGCACCACAACAGCAGCAACAGGCGCCCUCACAAAGCUACGGAGCACCACAACAGUCCCCUCAGAAGCCGUCUCAGAGUUAUGGCGCCCCGCAACAGAACCAGAAUGGUGGUUACGGACAGCGACAGAAUAACGGUGGCGGCUUCAGAGCACGACAGAACAGCGGUGGCGGCUAUGGAGGACAACAGAACAAUGAAGGCGGCUUUGGAGGACAGCAGAAUGGCGGAGGCGGCUAUGGGGGACAACAAAACAAUGGAGGCGGCUUUGGAGGAAAACAGAACGGCGGAGGCGGCUAUGGAGGACAACAGAACAAUGAAGGCGGCUUUGGAGGACAGCAGAACGGCGGAGGCGGCUAUGGGGGACAACAAAACAAUGAAGGCGGCUAUGGAGGACAGCAGAAUGGCGGAGGCGGCUAUGGUGGACAGCAAAACAAUGAUGGCGGUUAUGGCAACGAGGGGCACAUGAAGGGGAUGCCAUACGGGUUCGACUAUGCCGUGAAUGAUAUGUACACUGGAACAGACUUCUCGCAGAAAGAAUCGUCGGACGGAAACGUGGUCACAGGCGAGUACAGGGUGCAGCUCCCAGACGGGCGCUUGCAGAUCGUUACUUACACCGCCGACCACGAGAGCGGCUUCGUCGCCAAUGUUCGAUACGAGGGAGAAGCACAGUACCCACAGGGCAAUGCAAACGGUGGCGGUCAUGGGAACAAAGGUGGUGACAACGGAGGAUAUGGUCAACAGAAUGCAAACGCAGGCAGUUAUGGAGGACAACAGAACAGCGGAGGCGGCAGCAGCUACGGAGAACAACAGAACAACGGAGGAGGCAGCAGCUACGGAGAACAACAGAACAACGGAGGCGGCAGCAGCUAUGGAAGACAACAGAACAACGGAGGCGGCAGCAGCUAUGGAGGACAACAGAACAACGGAGGCGACAGCAGCUACGGAGGACAACAGAACAACGAAGGCGGCAGCAGCUACGGAGGGCAACAGAACAACGGAGGCAGCAGCUAUGGAGGACAACAGGACAACGGAGGCGGCAGCGGCUACGGAGGGAAACAGAACAACGGAGGCAGCAGCUACGGAGGGCAACAGAACAACGGAGGCAGCAGCAGCUACGGAGGGCAACAGAACAACGGAGGUGGUAAUGUCUUUGGCAGAAAACAGACCAGCGGGAGUGGUAGCAGCUACGGGAGCAACAACAAUAAUCAGAGACUUAAUGGUACACCACAGCAACAAACCCCACAACUCUCACAGACUUACGGCACACCCACUUAGAAACCCUAAACUCAGCUCUAAUGUCAGCAUUAUUUUUCAUUUCAGUUACAACGUAAUGUUUCAUCAGCUUCAGUUUAAUCGAGAAAACUAGGCUUUCCAAGUACAGGAACGAAUACAACAUUGCCAGGGAUAUUAGAUUUUUUUUUCAGUUUUCUUUCUUUCCUAAUCUAUCAUUGUUGUUAGGAUCUGGCAAACUAUCUCUUUUUUUCAUCAUCGUAGAGCUGUCUGUAUCUGUCCACGCUCUUGUUUAUUUUAGAAACAAAACUUAAAAUUAAGUGGUGUGUCCAGAGGUGUCCUUCACUAAACGAUUCUCGAUUCAGUUUGUCCCACGAGUUGCAUUUAUUCAUUAUGAAUAAUAACAUUGUUUUAACAUUCAAUUACCUCUACUACGUUAUCAUUCCAAGAGGAAUUUUAUUCUCUAUAAGUUAUUAACAAAUUAAAUACUCCCCUAUGCGUUUCAUUGUAUAAACCGGGAGGUAUACAUCUUGACAGAAGGUGUCCAAACAUCCUGAGUUUACUGUAUAUUACGCUGUGCCAAUAGUGUGUAGUGCUGCUGAGUCUCUGUACUAUUAUGAUGGUGCUUAACCCUGUUCCUGCGAGUGUGUUACCAGGAGCUUGUCUGUACGAGGAUUAUAACCGUAAAUCAAACUGCACACGAUGAUUAGAAAAGUUAUGUACAAAGUAAUUGUAGAAAAUUUGACAAAAUAAUAAACAUUAGUAACUUUGAUAUAAUUAUACAGUACCUGCACGUACAUUGAGCUGUGAAUACUUUCUCGGUACACUCUGAACCUCUGGUAACAGUUAUUUAUGAAAGGUGUCCUAGACCUGCAGAUUGUGAUUAUACUUUCAUUUAUCAAAUGGCUAUUCAUUGAUAAACUAACUUGCAUUUUUUAAUGUUCUUUUAGGUUAUUUGAUAUUUUUGUAAUAAGAAGAAAAUAAUAAUUACAUACAUUUUUGUAUUAAUAGGUAAAUAUUAAUUGCAAAUGUGUAAUAUAUUUUUAUAAUCUAUUCAU
Messenger RNA from Homarus americanus (American lobster), 3504 nucleotides. Its product is annotated as pro-resilin-like. Gene Ontology annotation, biological process: positive regulation of transcription by RNA polymerase II. The transcript has 5 exons. Lineage: Eukaryota; Metazoa; Arthropoda; Malacostraca; Decapoda; Nephropidae. Bases 83 to 2491 code for a protein of 802 amino acids. Gene Ontology annotation, cellular component: RNA polymerase II transcription regulator complex. Gene Ontology annotation, molecular function: transcription coactivator activity. The record is from RefSeq and is a predicted model, not a curated record.